AUGCGUUCUUCAAUCUUAAAGCGAAACCAACAAGUGCUGCGCAUCUGCGAAAUACCCCCACGUCGCAGCUUUGCCACAAAUUCUUCAAGAAACCCGCCACCUCCUCCACCACUCUGCCAGUCCUGCAGUAGAAGGUUAUCCCGGCCAGAGGCUCAAUCCGCACCUCAACGGCGCUGGCAAAGCUCUUCCACGAUUUCAAAAGAAGCUCCGUUCGAGACCUCAGCACCAAUUCCCCAAACCCACUACGAAUUCUUCCCUCAAACCAUUCCCCAAGGCCCUCCACCAACAGGCCCCUUCCACAUCGACCCCCGGACCCUUCGCAAAGAAUUCCUACAGUUACAAGCUGUAGCGCACCCUGAUCGCCAUGCGUCACAUCUCAAGACACGAGCAGAAGCUACGUCGGCGCGCAUCAAUGAGGCCUAUAAGACGCUACAGAAUCCUUUACUACGAGCACAAUACCUGCUGAGUCUACGAGGCAUAGAUGUAGCGGAGGACGAAACAGCUAAGAUGGAUGAUCCGGAGUUGUUGAUGGAGGUGUUGGAUACGAGAGAAGAGAUUGAGGAGGCAGAAGAAGAGGGGGAUCUUGAAGGCCUGAAGAAGGUCAAUGAUGAAAGAAUUACUGCGAGUGAAAAGGUCCUCGAUAGCGCGUUCAAGGAAGAUGAUAUGGAGGGUGCCAAGGGAGAGGCUGUUAGGUUGAGGUAUUGGGUUAAUAUUAAAGAGAGUUUGGAUGCGUGGGAGAAGGGGAAGCCGGUUGUGCUUGUGCACUAG
This is a messenger RNA of Lachnellula hyalina, 768 nucleotides long. RefSeq names its product J-type co-chaperone JAC1, mitochondrial (gene JAC1). Gene Ontology annotation, molecular function: protein-folding chaperone binding; ATPase activator activity. Gene Ontology annotation, cellular component: mitochondrion. NCBI's taxonomy places the organism in Eukaryota, Fungi, Ascomycota, Leotiomycetes, Helotiales, Lachnaceae. Bases 1 to 768 code for a protein of 255 amino acids. The transcript has a single exon. Gene Ontology annotation, biological process: protein complex oligomerization; [2Fe-2S] cluster assembly. The record is from RefSeq and is a predicted model, not a curated record.